Molecule: messenger RNA, 7685 nt
Organism: Taeniopygia guttata (zebra finch)
Lineage: Eukaryota; Metazoa; Chordata; Aves; Passeriformes; Estrildidae
Source: RefSeq, a predicted model, not a curated record
UGCAUCCCGCCUCCGCGGCGACCAAUCGGCUGGCGCGCUUCGCCCCGCCGGCCAAUGGCAGGGAGGGGGCGGGGCCCCGAGCAGCGGCCGCGGCGGGUCCCGCGCUCCCGGUAACGGCGGCGGCCGCGGGACGGUGUGGCACCCAUGGCAGGAGCCGUGCGCAUUGGGGACCAGCUCAUCCUGGAGGAAGACUACAAUGAAUCCUACGUUCCUAAGGAGCAGGAAAUCCGGGAUUUUGCGCCCACAAUCGGGAUUGACCCCGACAAGGAGUCAGAGCUGCUGUGGCUGGCCAGGGAGUGCCUGGUGACCCCGAUGCCCCCGGAGUGGAAGGCCUGCCAAGAUAUUGCGGGUGGUGACAUCUAUUUCUUCAACUUUGAGAGUGGCCUCUCCUCGUGGGAGCACCCCUGUGAUGAGCACUACAAGCAGCUGGUCAUCCAGGAGAGGGAGAAGCUGCUGGCACGGGGCAGCUUGAAGAAGGAGAAGAAGGAGAAAAAAGAGAAGAAGGACAAGAAGGAGAAGAAGGAGAAGAAGGAGAAGAAAGAGAAGAAGAAGGACAAGAAGGAGAAGCAGCUCCUGAGGCAACUCCCUCCCCCAGGCUCCCAGCUGGCGCCCAUCCAGCCUGUCCUGGGCACCCUCUCUCCUCUCCGGGGCCUCACCCCAUCGUCAUCCAUCGCCCGCCGUGGGUCCCUGGGCCUGGAGCUGGGGAACGUGCUGGACUCCAGCCUCGUCCCCAGGGAAGGAACGCUGCCUGCAGAGCUCCCAAAGCCCAGCGGCCACACCAAGAACCUGCUGGAUUUGAUCUCUGAAGAGAAAAGUUCCUUGAGCGUGGCAGUGCCAGAGAAGUGGAGAAGUGAAGAGGAAGAAAGUGAAAAUGAGAGUUUCCAUGGGACCUCUAGGCUGUUAAAAAAUGUGUACCUGGAUGUUGAAGCCCUGGCAGGCAGCUUUGACUUUGAGAAGGAAUCUCUAAAGUCGAGACAUCCUGAAGAAGUGGCAGAGUCUUCCCUGGACUCCGGAGCCGCGUGCCCCCCGUCUCCGGUCCGGCUCCUCUCCAGGGACGCUGCCAGCAGCCUGUCUGCCCCGAACGGGGAGCAGAAGCCUGCUGGCGAUGCAGCAGCGCCCAGGGAAGAUGCUGAGGUGGAAGGAGACGCCUCUGGAGCUGAGGAGCUGCCUCAGUCCGAGGGGGAGAGGAGCGCGGCAGGGCUGGAUGUGCCCGGCUCUGCCGGACAGCCCCGAGCCGCCCCUCCGGCCACACCAGGGGCUGGGGUGGAUCAGCUGGCCAGCCUGGCUGCCACUGCUGCCACCCUGUCCUGUGCAGAAAAGGGGCUGGAUGAAGAGAAGGAAGGAGCAGCAGCUGAUUCAAUAUCAGAGGACAGGCUGGACGAUGGCACACUUUCAAAGGCGUCCGGGGGCAGCGGCUGUGAGCAGGACCUGCCUGUCUCCAAGUGCUCCGACCAUGAGGUGGUUCAGCCUGUGCACUUGGAUUUGAAGAGCCAGCUCUCCGAGGAGCUUCUGGGUGCAGGGACUGUGUCUGCUGCUUUGGACAGCCCCCAGUGCCAGGCCCAGGAGCUGGGAGCAGAGGAAAAAGACCAAAGCAAAGCCAGCGUGGAGGAAGAGCCAAGCAAAAGAACAGAAGCUGCUGAGAGUGAGAGGGAUCUCAGUGCCUGUGAGGCCCCGGUGGAGCGGUCGGGGUUAGAAAAUCCCGGCGGGGCGGAGGAUGGAGCCCUGGAUAGCCUGGCGGAUCCCCAGGAGCUGCCUGCCCCACAGAACGUGCAACCUGAGAAGGAAAUGGAGCAGUCCUUGAGCCAGCCUCAGGAUGAAUCCCUGGAGGAAAUAGUCAAGGAGGUGGAGACAGAGCUGGAGCAAGAGGAAAUACAUUUAUUUCAAGCAAAGGAGGAGAAAACCCAGCAAUUCCAGGAGGAGAUGAGGCAGGAGGAGGAGGAGGAGGAGGAAGCUGAAAAGCUUCAUCAGCACAAAGAAAAGCCCCUCAGCGCUCCAGAAGAAGAUUUAGCAAAAUCUGAGCAGGAAGAGGAAGAGUUGCUUCUCAGAGAGGAAAAAGCCAAGAGACUGGAAAAGCUGCGAGCCCAAAUGGCAGCAGAGAUGGAGGCAGAGGAGGAGAGGAUGAGGGCAGAGCAGGAGGCCACGCUGCAGAAGCUCAGGGAGGAGUGGGAAUCCCGGCAGCUGGAGGAGGAGGAGAGCCUGCAGAGGAAGCAGCAGCUUGCCUUGGAGGAAAUGAAGCUGGCAGCAGAGGAAGCCCAGCAGAAGGAAAUGAGCAGGCUGGAACAGGAGAAGGAAGAGUUCCUGAGCCAGCUCAGGGGCAGGUUGGACAGGGAGAAGAAGAAGGCAGCAGAGGAGCUGGAAGAACAGUUUGCCAGUGAACUCCAGCAGCUGAAGUCUGCAGCAGAGGGGAAGCACCGUGAGGUCAUUUCCAGCCUGCAAGCCCAGCUGGCAGAGGCACAGAGCAGCCAGGAGGCCCAGCUACGUGAGGAGCUGCAGAGAGCAGAUCAGAAAGUGCAGGAAAAAGCCCUUAAAGUGAAGGAAUACGAGCGUGAGCUCAGCGAGCUGAUGAGCGACAAACGCCGGGAGGUGGAGAAGGAGCAUGAGAGGAGAAUGGAGAGGAUGAGAGGGGAGCACCGUGAGGCCCUGGCGCGGAUCCAGGAGCAGUACCAGGAGGAGGAGCAGAAGCAGAGGUCGGAGCUGCUGCAGGGGCUGCGCAGCGAGGCUGCACGGCUGCGGCAGCUGCACGACGCCGAGGUGAGGGGGCUGCAGGCAGAGCUGGAGGGGAGGCUGGCGGCCCUGCAGCAGAGGCACAGCGAGAAGGAAAGAAAGCUCCAGGAUUCGGAGAACGAGCUUGAGAUCCGCAUGAAAAACAUCCAGGCCAGAUCGGAGCAGCUCCUGAGCCAGGAGGAGUCCCUGCAGAGGAGGAGGCAGCUGCUGCUGGAUGAGGACAGGCGGAUGCAGCUCGAAAGAGACGAGGCUGCUCUAGCCUCUCAGCUGCGCCUGGAGGAGAGCAGGAAGGAGCACUCCAGCCUGCUGGAGUCCACCCGGCAGCUGAGGAAGACCCUGGAGGAGCUGCAGGACCAGAAGGCUGAGCUGGAGGCCCAGGUGGACUUGCUGCAGACCCGGAGCCAGAGGCUGCAGAAACGCAUCGGGGAGCUGGAGGAAGCAAUCAGGAGCAAGCAGGAGGCUCUGAAAGAACUGGAGGCAGAAGAAAGUGUGGAAUCUCCAAGAAAGAAAGCCGAGCUCUGUGUUGAAGACCUGAGAGAAACUCCUCAAGCUCACUCGUCCAGAGAGCCUUCCCCAGCCUCGCAGAGCCCCGAGGAGAGCGACCUGCAGCUCGGUCGAGUGCAGAGCUACAUCUCGGCGGAGGGGCAGUCCCUGCGCAGCGCCAAGGAGUUCCUGCUGCGCCAGAGCCGCUCCCUGCGCCAGCGGCGCUCGGCGCUCAGGGCUGCCAGGCUGCACUGGGGCCGGGACCUGCGCAGCGCCCCGGGGGCCCUGCAGGACCCCCACAGCUCCCAGCUCCUGCAGGGCAUGCGCCAGAGCCUGGAGGAGGAGGCAAAGGAGUUGGACAAGAUGAAGUCGGCCAUGCAGAAAGGACAGGUGCUGCUGAAGAAGAAGGAGGAGAAGCUCAGCCAGCUGGAGUCCUCGCUGCUGGAGGAGCUCUCAGAUGAAGAUACGCUGAAGAGUUCAGCCUGCAAGAAGGUGGUGACGUUUGAUCUGAGCACCUCUGAGGACACCAGCAGCACGUCCAGUGUGAACCUGGGCCAGUCGAGAUCUGACCUGAGAAUGGAUUUCUGGCCUGUCCUCCAGCAGGACAAGAUCCAGCACCUGAGGGACUCUGUGCAGAGCAUCUCCAGCGAGCUGAAUGGGGUCCUGGGGCUCCUGGACUCCCUGAGCCAGCACCAGUCCCCUCUGCUCACCUCCACAGCCCGUGAGGGCAUCCCUCUGCCCACCUAUCCCUCCUUGGCAGGCCUGGGGGGGGGCAGCUCCCUGGGGAACCCCCCCAGGGUGUCCCCCCUGGACCAGUGGGCCCGGAGCAGCAGGCCCAGCUCUAAUUAUUCCAUCUCAGGGCAGUCAGUGGACAGCAUGCUGACAGAGAAAUGGCACAGGUAUUUCCCAGGUGGGUUCCCAUCGCUCAGCGAGAGUCCUGUGCCUCUGGACAGCAAGCUGGGCUAUGUCCCUGCAGAUGAACAAAUCAGGCUCUUCCAGCAUUCCAAGUUCAGUGAGCCAGAGACAAGGAAUAUUGAGGGGAUGAUUGAGAGCAACAAGAAAUGGCUGAAAGGCUUCAAGAAGGAUUCCAAAGCACCUCUCUCCCCACUGGCACAGAAGCCCCCAGGCAGCAGCCCCAGCCUCCUCCAGCUGGGACUGGAUGAAAACAGAGAGAUCAAGGUGUACCACUACUGAAAGCCGCCGAGCCACUCGCCCGUUCUGGCUGACAAGGACACUGCACUUCAAGGGAGCCCAUCUGUGAGAAACCCUCUUCAAAGCCGUUCUCCUGAGACAGCUGCUGGGGGGAGGCUGUGAAGCUGCUCCCCACACCCCCCGUGCUGUGAGAGCCCCUGGGCUGGGUGGGGGUGGGCAGUGGGGGGAGCCCCCCGUCUCUGCUCCCUGGGUGCAGUGUGCUGGCACACACCGUGAGCCUGGCACGGGGAUGUUUACAUGCAAAUAGAAAUCUAUUUUUGAUGAACAUCAUUUUAAAACUCUGAAGAAUGAAUGUAUUUUAUUUUUCCUUGCUGUUUUUCUAGAAUUUUUGUAAUUACUCAAUAGCCUUAUGCCUUCCUAGGAGAGGAGGGAUCUGAACACGGGUAUCCCAUCUGCUGUUGGAUUGCACAAACCCUUUCCUGCAGGGAUUUUGCUUUUAGUUUCCUGGAUACUCAGAGGACACAUGGCAGUCCUUACAGUCAUGGGUUUUAGAAGGGACCCCACAGUUGUGGUUGCUGUGGCCAAAGCCAUAUCACUGAGUCCAUUCUGUGUUUUGGGAGAAGCAUGCAUUAAUGGUGCAGGGAAAUGCCAGUUUUUUAAACAAUAACUUGGUUUGAAACAUGCUCCUUUUUCCUGUUAAAACACAGGAUAGCAGCUGUAUCUGGUUUUGUAUAAAUUAAAUCAACGUGAGCCUGUUUUGUAUGAUGGUGGUGGUUGUCACUCUGUUUUGUUGUAGCUGGGUAUCCAGCUGUACUUACCUCUCGCAUCUCCCCUUGUCUCUGGGCUCUCUCAUGUUUUCUCUUGCCAAGGUCAUUUCUGGCAGUUCCCAAGACCACUUAAGCUGGCUGUGCCUUUGUUACCAUUAUUCUUUUAAGUAUCUGGACAGGGUAGCAAAUGCAGAGGCAGAGAGAAGAAAGCUGAAAACCAAAACUACAGCAGGAGAAGGAGGCGUCGCUCUGGCAGCCUGGGAUCUGUUAAAGAUGUCUCACUGCACGCUGCCUGUGGCUGCUGGUUUCCCGUGGCUUUGGGAGCAGCCAGGAAUUGCCCAGCAGCGUGCUGGCUGCUGCUGGGAUCGCUGAGUAACCCUCCCAGGCCUUAGGGAGGGUUGGUGACGUGUUCUUCUCUUGCUGCCAUCUCCUACCAGCAGCCUGUGGGAGCUGGAGGGGCUGGCGAGGCGCAGGGUGUGCAUCAGCUGCUGGUGCACAAGUGGAGGCUGAGAGUUUCGUCCUUACAAAGAAAACAAACCACCACCAGGCUUUUUUGCCCCAGUUGCUGCGGUGCCUGAGCUGCACUGGCGUGUCUUUGCCCUCUGGAAAGCUGGAGGAGAGCUGCUGGAGGAGCUCUGGUGGCAGAACACAACAGAGCCACCCUGCUGCUGUUGUGAGACAUCCCAAAUCCCAGCUGGAGUGUGCUGUGAGCCUGCUGAGGUGGGUCCCCAGGAGCAGGGGUGACCCCAGGCUGGGCUGGGCUGCCUGCCCCUGCUCCCCACCCUGCCCCUGCUCCCCACCGUGCCUGUGUGCCUGGAGCAGAGGAUUUGCCUUUCCUGGAAUGCCAGUGCCGUGUCUGUUGGAGAAACUCUGCGAUUAGAAGAGCAAAAGGGCAGGGCCUGAUUACUCGAGCGAGCUGAGCAGGGGCUAUAAGCUCAUUAAGGGCUUGGCCUCUGCCUGCCCGAGGAGGCACAGCUCAGUCCUGCCUGGUGGAGGUCCUGGUGCUGCUCCCAGAGCUCCUGGGCCGUGGGAGCCCCAGAGUGGCCAUGCUGGGCACCCUGAUGACAGCGCUGUUCUUCGUGGUGAGGGUGGUCAGACAGGUGAGUGUGCCCAGAGGGAGCCUCUGCUGCUCUCACCUGCCUGGGGUGGGAGAGGAGGCAGCAGCUCCUGCUUGCCCUGCUGGGAAGGGCUCGGGCAGGAGGGCUGGGAGCUCACCCCAGGGAGGGCUGUGAUCGCUGGUGAUGGUUGUGGCUGAGCAGCUCUUUUUGUUCUUCCUCUCCUGUCCUCUUCCCUGCUGAAAAACCUUCCCCGUGUGCAGCUGGGGACCAACCUGUUCCGUGAGGAGCCCCUGCCUUACCUGGUGUACCAGCCCCUGCCCUGGCAGAUCCAGUGCGUGUCCCAGAGCCGCCGCACCAGCCGGGACAGCGAGAGAGGCAGGAACUCCCGACACAACAGCAUCUACUCUCUUUCUGGAGAGAAAGGUGACGUGAGCCCUGAUGGCAGGAAGGAGAGCAAGGUCACUGACCCAUCUGAGAGGGCAGCCAUCACCAUCCAGACCCACUUCAGGAGGUACCAGCAGCAGAAGCAGGAGAAGAAGUAACCACAGCAGCCACCUGUGGCCUGCACCAUCCCUCCUGUUUGUCUGUUCUGUACCCCAGAGACAUUUGGGGCCGUGGUGACUGUGAGCCUGCCCCCGAUACGUAGCUCCUGCUGCAGGUGUAGGAUCUCUGCCCUUGUGUUGGUGCUCACAGGGAGUUCUCUGUCCUGCUCAGUCCUUCCCCAGACAGCAUCGCUUCAUGGGCCAGACCACAGCUGCUGCUGAGGGGCUGCUGGGGACAGAGCACAGCACCUUUGGGAGCCUUGGCCAGCCCCUGAGUGAUGCUGUGAGCCCCAUCAGCUGCGUGGGUGGGAGGGGGUCUUGUGCAGGCUGGUCACUGCCCAGGACCAGAGAACCCUCCCCUGUGCCUCCACCUCCUCCACUCUGCCUCUGGAGCUGGGUGGCAAAGUUGCCUUCGUGCCCUGCUCUGCGUGGCCAGCAGAGUGGCCAGCACGGUGUCUGGGGCCAGCCUGGAGGGGGACACUGCCAAGGGAACCUGCUGCAGGCUGCGAGGGGGCAGGAGGUGAGCUGGGAGCUGGAGCUUUCCUUGGGGAGAGCUGGCUGGGGUGCCCUGGUUCCAGAGCAGGCACUGGGUGGGACUCUGUCCUCGGGGUGACCCCGCUUUCCUUCUGAGACACGGCAAUGCUGGUGUUGGGCUCGGAGCCCACCCAGCCCCUGGCCUGCCCCUCUGGUGCAUUCCUGAGCUUGAUGGCUUCUUCUCUGCUGUUGGCAUGGCCUGGGUGGGCUGUUCUCCUUCCCAUCCUGCUGUGGUGAAGGGCAGGGGCUCCCUGAGAGCAGGGGGUGGUGGGGGCUCACGGGGGACUGCUGGAAACUCGUGCUGUGCUAAACCGUGCAGGGCCAGGGCUGUGCCUGCUGGGGACGGGAAGGGGGGAAUCCUUGCUGAGAUGUAGAAGGAAAUCUCUACUAGCCAAUUCCAAUAAAGUUGUAUUAAUCUCUGUUAA